GGAAGUCCGGUCUUGUUGUAUAAGUGUAUCACAAGUUUGACAGUGUUAUGAUAGUCCAUAUCGACUGAAUGGCAGCGUUUCUAAUUCAGAGCUCAGCCGGUCAGCGGGGAUGUGUCGGACUUCUCCGCUGCUGGUCCCUCACAGUCAGCCCCAGGACUCUCAAGACCCCCCGGUGCCCGCUGCACACUUCACGGUCCUUCUACAGCUCUGCCCCCGCGAAGUCUCCAGCACAUGUAGAGGUAAACCAGCCUCUCAAGCAGUGGGCUCUGGAGGUGAGCCCCUUCUGCACGGUGCGGGCACAGCUGGCCUGUAGCAUCUCCAUCCGCCCGCUUGACCUGCACGCCUUCCCGGAGGCUGACCGAGCCUUGAUAACAGUCCACGGAACAGACGCCGAGCAGCAGGAGGUGGAUCUGGAUCACCUACACGUUCACUACGAUGAUCAGAGCAAAGAGCUUCUGAUCUCCGCUGAGAAGGUGAACAGUAACGUGUCGAUUGAUCUGGCUGCACCUAUCAAAAGCAAUCUCUACAUUAACACUCAAGGAAACGGCAACGUAGCAGUUAAGAAAAUGGAGUGUGACAUCUGCAAGGUGCAAACAGAGAGAGGCAACUGUUUGCUGCACUCUGUCAAGGGUCAUCAGGUGAAGGUGCAGUCCAAUGGAGGACAUGUCACAGGUGUGGGCACUAUCCACGGCAAUGUGGACAUCAGUACAUGUGGAGACAGUGCAGUGGAUGUCAAGAAGCUCCAGGGCACCGACAUGACCGUUUCAACAGAACACGGCCCACUGAAGGUCAAAGCCAUCUAUGCAGAGUCCAGCUGCAUCUCCUCCUGCUCUGGGAGAGUACAGCUGGGGCAUGUGCACGGCAAUGCCACUGUGAAGAACGUGUCUGGAGAUACAGUUAUAGAUGGUUCAAAUAGUUUCCUGAAGGUUUCCUCUCACAGUGGAGGCAUUGAUGUCUACGUAGGAGACAGUGGCAGUGCUGAACUCCACAGCCAGGAAGGAGCAGUGUGUGUGCGUGUCCCAUCCACGUUAAGAGCAGGGGUGGAACUACGUGGAUCGCCGGUGGAAAUCAGCCCAGAGAUGGUUCUGCAUGAAGUAGAAAACAACACAACCCAAGGCCAAACCACAGUUACUGGUUAUAUGAAUGGAGCAUCUCCAGUGGACCAGUGGGUUAAAGCUCAGGCAGACAGAGGCUCUGUAAGACUGAGGACACAAAGCUGGUUUGAGUCUCUGAAGCUGGGGAGCUGAGCUAUGACUGACUGGAUUUCUAUUCAUAAUGCCGCAUCACUGCACUGGGGCUUUAAACUUACAGUGCCAGAUAUUUACUGACUGAAUGAACCUUUACCUCACUGAAGUAUUUAACUCCCUGCUCAGGAUAUGUUGUACUUUUAAUGAGGAAAUUAUUUCAGGUGAGGCAGGGUAUUAGAUGUGGGAUUGAACAAGUAUUUAACAAAUAUUCUGCAUGUGUUAAAGAUCACUGUACAUACACUGAGUGUUGGAAGCAUACUUUGUAACUUGUAGCUGCUUUGUGCUGAACUGUAAAAUUGUUCUGAAUGUUUAUUAGAAACUGUUAGCUUGUUCAAAUUAUUGGCUGCUUGUGAUUGUUUUUCAUCUGUAUGACAUGUUAAUACUAUAAAAUAAAUUAGAAAUGUCACACUGCAAUAAAUUAAAAUAAA
Seriola aureovittata is the source of this 1675-nucleotide messenger RNA. It is a transcript of the gene fam185a, whose product is annotated as family with sequence similarity 185 member A. The record is from RefSeq and is a predicted model, not a curated record. The coding region runs from base 69 to 1247 and encodes 392 amino acids. The transcript has 8 exons. Lineage: Eukaryota; Metazoa; Chordata; Actinopteri; Carangiformes; Carangidae.